AUGGACAAAAUAAAAUCGACAACAACUGCUCACGUCUCUUCUUUUUUCUCAUCACUAAUCCCUAAAAGGAAACCGAAGCACUCAACAUCGCCACAAUCACUCUUAGUUGGUGCAACUGCUAAUACCAAUACUAAUGGAACAGCACUAGCAAUUGGAGAAAAAACGGACAGAACUACAGUGCUUCCCCGACGUGGUAGCCAAAUGUCGCAACAUUCUCUUUUGAUUUGGCUUGAUGCCAAUAUUAACGAAUCCGAAGACGAUUAUAAAGCAGCAUUACAUGAACUACGGUGUAUUAUAGCAUCGGUAGCAACAUUUACAGAUGUUCGAGAAUGCCUCGAUUUCCUGAGUAAAAUCAAAAACAAGAAAGUAGUCAUGAUUGUAUCUGGAUCAUUGGGUCAACAGAUAAUACCAGAAAUCCAAGAAUGGCCACAAUUGGAAUCUGUCUAUGUUUUCUGUGGCAAUCAAUCGAUUCAUGAAAAAUGGGCCAGACAAAUACCCAAGGUAAGGGGAGUACAUACACAAAUCGAUCCGAUUCUUAAAGCACUACAAAUUGAUCAUGAAAAUUGUGCUCGAGCUAUGAUCGCGAUCAGCUUUAAUGGUAUUGAUACGUUAUUUAAGUAUGCGCAAUUAUUGAAAGAGACACUUUUGGAAAUCGAAGAUGACGAUCAAAAGUCAAUUAAACAAUUUAUUCAUUACUGUCAUCUUCAAGAUGAUAUUGCUGAGGACCAAAUCAGUAAAGCCGAGAGCGAAUAUCACUGUCAUACACCGAUUUGGUGGUAUACAGCGCCUUACUUUAUGAAUUCUAUGCUAAAUUAUGGUCUUCGUCUAAUGGAUGUCGAUGUCAUCAUUAAUAUGAGAUUCUUCAUUCGACACUUGAACCAACGUAUUGAAAAACUGUACCACGAACAACAAUCAAGCAAUAAGAUCAUGGCUCCAUUUCAAUUAUUCCGUGGUCAAGCUUUAUCAGUCGGAGAUUUCGAUAAAAUGAAACAAACCAAGGGUGGCUUCGUGUCGUUCAAUACAUUUCUUUCGGCAAGUCGUAAUUCGCAAGUGUCAUUUGAAAAUUUUGCACGAUCAUCAGCAAUCCAUAAUCCCAAUUUAGUUGGUAUACUCUUUGUAAUCAAUAUCGAUCCAUCACUGUGUUCAACAUUAUCAACUUCAUUUGCCGACGUGACCAACGAAGGCUUCUUUGAAGAUUGCGAAGAAGAAAUACUUUUUACAAUGCAUACAGUUUUUCGAAUCGAUCAAAUUCAACAUAUAGACGACGAUGAUACUGAUCGGCUAUGGCAAGUUGAUCUCACCCUAACGGGUAACGACGAUCAUGAUUUGAAUACACUUACAGGACACAUACGCCAAGGGUUUCAUUGGGCAACAGGAUGGUUGAGAAUUGCUUCUAUACUUAUGGCACUAGGUGAGUCUUCGAAAGCAGAACAACUCUAUAAUAGUCUCCUCGAAGUUCCAUCUUCCGAUGAAGAUCGAGCGAAUUACAAUCAUCAACUUGGCUCGGUGUAUUAUAAUAUGAACAAGUAUUCAAAAGCACUGUCAUCGUACGAACGAUCACUGGAAAUCAGGAAAGUAGCUCUUCCUCCGAAUCAUCCUGACUUGGCUACUUCCUACAACAGCAUCGGUAACGUGUAUAGAAACAAGGGCGACAACUCACAAGCACUUUCAUGGUACCAACAAGCGAUUGAAAUCCGAAAAUUAGCUCUCCCUGCGAAUCAUCCUGAUUUGGCUACGUCUUACAGCAACAUUGGUAGUACGUAUGAAGACAUGGGCGACUACUCAACAGCACUUUCAUGGUUCGAACAAUCACUUGAAAUUAGGAAAGUAGCUCUACCUGCUGAUCAUUCCGACUUGCCUGCUACCUACGACAACAUCGGUGCAGUAUAUUAUAAGAUGGGCGAGCACACAAAAGCACUUUCAUGGUACGAAAAAGCACUUAAAGCCCGGGAAAAAGUUCUCGUUCCUGAUCAUUCCGACAUCGCUACAUCUUACAACAACAUCGGUGUGCUAUAUUAUAGCAUCGGCGAGUACUCUAAAGCACUUUCAUUUCUCGAAAAAGCACAUGAAAUCGAUCGAAAAGCUCUCCCUCCAAAUCAUCCUCAUAUCGCACAAUCGAAAAAAAAUAUUGAAAAUAUAAAAAAGAAAUUGUAA
This is a messenger RNA of Rotaria sp. Silwood1, 2154 nucleotides long. The record is from the annotation of a GenBank genome assembly. NCBI's taxonomy places the organism in Eukaryota, Metazoa, Rotifera, Eurotatoria, Philodinida, Philodinidae.